AUGGAGAAGGAACUCAAACGUAGUGUUAAGUAUGCUGUCACAACUCUUGACAUAUGGCUCGACCUUCAAGAAAGAUUUGAAAGGGAGAAUGUUCCAAGAGCAUAUGAACUAAGAAGAACGAUCACAACCAUCAAACAAGACAACAUGACAAUUUCAUCGUAUUACAUGAAAUUAAGAGCCGUUUGGGAUGAUGUGCAGUCAAUUAAUCCCUUACCAUCAUGUACCUACCAAGGCUGUUCUUGCAAUAUCACAAAGGAGAUCUUGAAGGCACGAGAAAAGGAGCGUUUGUAUGACUUCUUGAUGGGCCUCAAUGAAGAAUACGCAUCCUUGAGAACUCAAAUCCUAAGUACCGAUUCAUUGCCCAUAUUAAACAGUGCAUAUCAUCUGCUUAAUCAAUAUGAGCAUCAAAGGAAGAUUGGUGGAUCUUAA
Lactuca sativa (garden lettuce) is the source of this 429-nucleotide messenger RNA. RefSeq lists its product as uncharacterized. The record is from RefSeq and is a predicted model, not a curated record. NCBI's taxonomy places the organism in Eukaryota, Viridiplantae, Streptophyta, Magnoliopsida, Asterales, Asteraceae.